AGAAGGGCCUUGACCAUGGCUCAGGACCACUCUCUCCUGGGACUCCGGCUUCUGUUCUCCUUUCCUCUCCUCCAUCUCCAUCUCUUAAAAAUGGCCGAAGAGGCACCCGCUGCAGCAAGCGACUUCUCAGCAGACCAGAUCGAGGACUUCAAGGAGGCAUUCGGUCUCUUCGACAGAGUUGGUGACAGCCAGGUGGCAUACAACCAGGUAGCUGACAUCAUGCGCGCCCUGGGACAGAAUCCCACCAACAAGGACGUGGCAAAGAUUCUGGGAAACCCAUCUGCAGAUGAUCUGGCUAACAAGCGGUUGGCCUUCGACGCCUUCCUGCCUAUGCUGCAGCAGGUGGACGUCAUCCCCAAGGGCACCUUGGACGAUUACGUUGAGGGCCUCCGCGUCUUCGACAAGGAGGGCAACGGCACAGUGAUGGGCGCUGAGCUGCGCAUCGUGCUGGGCACACUGGGAGAGAAGAUGACCGAGCCCGAGAUUGAUGCCCUCAUGUCAGGCCAGGAGGAUGAGAACGGCAGUGUCCAUUACGAGGCAUUCGUCAAACACAUCCUGUCUGUGUAAGCAAGCCCACUGCUGGAGUGCUGAAGGGGAUGGAGCUCAUAUGCAGACCCCAUGGUGUCAGGACAUCCACACUGUUUCUAAGACCAAUCUAGGAAAGAAAAAGACUAUGGGAUGUCAAAGCAAAUGCGUUCAGUUUUUUUCUUUUCGUCCGUCACUUUUCAACUCCUCCUCCUCCUCCUCCUCUCUUUGGAAGCUGUACCUCUCCGUUGUAGCCCUCCCUCCUGGACCCUCCCCUGGGGGCGUGUCUUCUCUACUUGGGGGCGGGGUUAGGGGAGGGGGCGUGACCACUCAUCAAGUGGGGGUUGUUCCCUCUGUCCCGCUCACCUCCCUCCAUUGUGACAUCACGUAUCCCAGCAACGCCUAAGGCUGCUGGACGAGAUGGUGGAUUGGCCGCCAAACCUCCCUCCUUCCCUCAAAGUUUUAUUUAUUUUCACUCUGUCGAUUCAGAAUAAACUUUUCCAAAAGUA
Messenger RNA from Osmerus eperlanus (European smelt), 1034 nucleotides. Its product is annotated as myosin light chain 3, skeletal muscle isoform-like. NCBI's taxonomy places the organism in Eukaryota, Metazoa, Chordata, Actinopteri, Osmeriformes, Osmeridae. Gene Ontology annotation, molecular function: calcium ion binding. The record is from RefSeq and is a predicted model, not a curated record. Gene Ontology annotation, cellular component: myosin II complex; contractile muscle fiber.